Molecule: messenger RNA, 2148 nt
Organism: Leishmania mexicana MHOM/GT/2001/U1103
Lineage: Eukaryota; Euglenozoa; Kinetoplastea; Trypanosomatida; Trypanosomatidae
Exons: 1
Coding region: 1-2148 (715 amino acids)
Source: RefSeq, a predicted model, not a curated record
AUGCUUCGCACGUCCUAUCUUCUCAGACCGACUCGGCGUGACGGCGCUGAUGGCGGUGCCGCAGCCGCUCCCGCGGAGCCCUUGAGCGACGUCUACUUGUGCGCGUCUUCACCCCCGGUGAUCGAGGAAUGGCUGGGAUGGCCUGGCGCGCCAUGCGUGGUGGCUGGCAGCAUACGGUACGUCGUCGACCCUCGCGGCGCGCUAUCGCCGUGCGCGCCUGCGGAGUCAUCGGCGUCUUGCGCCGGUGGCACGAAGGUGCAGUGCAUUGCUGAGGCGAAGCCAUCACCGAACUCACCCCCGGAGCUGCCCAGCGUCGUCCCUCUCGACGGCCUUUGCCGCGCGUAUGAGGCAGCAGACGGGCGCAGUGGGAGCGCCUUCCUGCAGGUGUACGCUGUUGGAGCUCACGGUUUACUUUCUCCAGAGGCCAAGUCCGUGAUAACUGGGUGCACCAUGGCGGCGCUGCGGUCGCGACUGUGGCACCUGCUGGGCCUCCUGCCGCACGAACGUUUUAACGGGGCGGAUUCCGCCUUGGGCAUGAGCACGGUGGCAGUGCUGAGCCGGCACUGUCGCGCGUCUACUGUGCUGCCACCGCCGCCGCCGGGUGUGAUGCGGCCUCGGUGCAGCACCGACAAGGAUGGUGGUGACAUGCGCGGUCGAGGCUGGGUGGUCACAUGGACAGUAGAACUUGUUCUCUGUGUGGCCGCUUCGCUCAUCGCAGCGGGGCCGCCGCUGGCCAAAGCAUGUCCGCCACUGUGCGUGAGCGACUGCGGGGAAGUCAUACGGACCUCGUUGCACUUUGGCCUCGGUGUACGACUGCAGCGCGACGCUGUUGACCACCACGACGAGACAACUGCACCAUCUUUCAUACCACUCGUAUCAGCUGCGGAGAGGCGCCCACGCUACACUGCCCUGUCCGUACAACUCACAGAGUGCACACUGGCCUCCUCGCACCCGCUGGAUGUCCGCCACGCUGUCGAUGUCGCGCGGGUUAUCUACGUUGACCACGUUCGCUCCGCACAGGCGCAUGGUGAAGAUGGCACGGACGCGUAUCAGCGACUCGCACGGUGUGCAGGUCGAGUCAGCGAUCUGGCGCCACUGGCAACGGCACGGGAUGCGUGGGCAGAGGCACUGCAGUCGUAUCAAGCCAGCGCCACCGCUUCGCAAGGGGGCGUGCUGUUUGUGCUGACGCACGACCUGUCAGCGCAGUCGGGGUCGGCCGCCCUUCUCCCCUUGACGGUGCGCGAGGAGCGAAGUCGCUCUCACGCCGCGGAGAAGUCGCACGAUGUGGUCUUUCCGCCGGCUCUGCGCGACCACAUCCUUGCCUCCGUCCGUGUGCGGAGCGCGCCAGCGUACUUCAGCCACGUUCUUCUGUGCCAAGCGUGGUCUUCGGAUGAUGUGGUUGUUGAGGCCCAUGCACGCCACUGGGCAAGCAAGCUUGCGGACGAUGGUGCUCUGGCGCCUGCUCGCGCUGCCGUGCAGUGGAGAACGUCUCUGCUCCUCUCAACGGCAAAGAAAGGCGCGGCCGUUACCUCGGAUGCCGGUGGAGGCCAGACACUGGCGCCUACCCCGCUGCAAUGGGUUCUGUACACUGCGCGCCGUCAGCUCGUCGUUGCCGUUGCCAAUCGCUCGCAAACUGUGCUAGCAGGCCGGCGACUGGGACUCGACCGUGCGGCUGCACCGGCAACAAACGACGCUGCUCAGUUUUCGCCGUCUGCGCUCCGGGCAUUGGCAGAGCAGUGCGUCAAGGCGCUACCCGUCGCACGUGGACUGCUGGGCUGGCACUGUCCCUGGCCUGUGCCAUCGUGCCUGCAGAACACCGACACCCGCGCAACAAUUCCGUCCGCCGCUGCAGUUGAAGAAGUGUUGUGGACGCUGCGCAUGUUGGGCAAGCUGCGAUGGAGAGCAGCGCAGCUGUACGAGGCGGCUGGCGACUCGGCCGAGCAGCACCAGCAGCUGCAAGCAUUGCGAGACGACGUGCAGCGCUGGUCGUCGCGUCGCCGUGCGCGAGCGCUGGCGGCUGAUGGCGCCGCCCUAGCAUCUGAAGCGGCUGCGUGGGCGUCCACCGUGGAGGAUGUUGUGUGCCACGUAGACGACGGCAACUGGGGCACGCUGACCAAGGAGCUAUCGAGCAUGUUGCCACCCGCGUAA